Molecule: messenger RNA, 4496 nt
Organism: Caenorhabditis angaria
Lineage: Eukaryota; Metazoa; Nematoda; Chromadorea; Rhabditida; Rhabditidae
Source: the annotation of a GenBank genome assembly
AUGACCGAAGUCGAUAGACUAGAUCAAUUACUUCAAGAUCAGGCAUAUAUCAACGGGUUUGUACCAUCAUCCGCGGAUUUUGAGACAAAAUCAAGGAUCAACCCAAAAGAUUUGAAAAAUCGAGUAAAUCUUUCGCGCUGGUAUAAUCAUUUGAAUUCUUUCAACACUGAAAUUCAAGCUACAAAUAUGACUGAAGUUUUGAAUAGUGAAGAUCUUCCACAACGUAUUUUGGAUCAUUUGAACGGAGAAAGCAAUUUCAAUUCGAUUUCUCUUGCUAAACAAUGGAAUAUUGAUCAUCAAAAAUUGAUUGGUGCUAUCAAAAGUUUAUUAACAAAUGAGGGAGUUUUGAGUACCAAAGAUGUCACAGAAAAACGUGUGGAAUUGACGAAUGAAGGAAUUCAAAUGGCCGAUGAAGGAUCGCAUGAGUUUAGAGUUUUUGAAUUUGUUGGAGAAAACGGAUGUCUUCAGGCUGAUAUUGGGGUAACUUUUCCAGCUUUUUUUGUUAUAAAUUAAUCACAGAACACCCUAUUUCUUUCAGAAACAACCAUUCGGCAAAGUUGGAGUGAGCAAAGCUAUGGCUGCUGGUUGGGUAGCUAUGGAUAAAUCAAGCGGAGCUGUAAAAGUUGUUCGAAAACCAGGAGUCACAAACGUUGAAGAUGUUGUUAGGAAGCAAUUGGAAACCUUGAGAAUUGGUGGUGAAGGAGUCGCAGAUAAGGAUAAGAAUGAGUUGAAAAAACGAAAAUUGAUAUCUGAAGUGAAUGUAAAAGGAUUGGAAGUUAGCAAAGGUGCAAGUUUCACCACAAGUUUGGCGAAACAGGAAGCCGAUUUGACACCGGAAAUGAUUGCUUCGUAAGUUAUUUACUAAUCAAGAAAUAUCUCUGGAAACCUCCUAAUUUUUAUUCCAGCGGCUCAUGGAAGGACAAAACCUUCAAAAAAUACAACUUCGAAUCUCUCGGAGUUGUUCCAUCUUCUGGACAUCUUCAUCCUUUGAUGAAAGUUCGAAGCGAGUUCCGUCAAAUCUUCUUCUCAAUGGGUUUCUCUGAAAUGGCAACAAAUCGAUAUGUUGAGAGCUCAUUCUGGAAUUUUGAUGCACUUUUCCAACCACAACAACAUCCAGCAAGAGAUGCACAUGAUACUUUCUUUGUUUCUGAUCCUGCGAUAAGCACCAAAUUCCCGGAGGAUUAUUUGGAGCGGGUGAAAACUGUGCAUUCGAAGGGUGGAUUCGGAUCAGCGGGGUAAGGAAUUUCCCGAAUUGCCACGUCAUAGACAAAUGUUUUCCAGAUACAAUUACGACUGGAAACUCGAAGAAGCUCAAAAGAAUGUGCUCCGCACCCAUACAACAGCCGUUUCAGCUCGUCAACUCUACGAAUUGGCUCAAACCGGUUUCAAACCAUCCAAACUCUUCUCAAUUGAUCGCGUUUUCCGAAAUGAAACACUUGACGCAACACAUUUGGCCGAAUUCCAUCAAGUUGAAGGUGUAAUUGCGGAGAAGAAUUUGAGUUUGGCGCAUUUGAUUGGAAUUUUCACCGAAUUUUUCAAGAAAUUGGGAAUCACCAAUCUGAGAUUCAAACCAACUUAUAAUCCAUAUACCGGUGAAUUUUUUUAAUAAAAAAACCUGAAAAUCACAGGUUUUUACUUCUAAAACGAGUGUGGCGAUGAAAAAAAACAAAAAAAAUGUUUGCCGGGGACGGGAUUCGAACCCGCGGUUGAUUACUCAAUGAAGACGGGGCUCUUCACGCCUUAACCACUCGGCCACCCCGGCACCGUUUCUGAAAAAUGCGAAUCUCAUAUUUAGCCUAACUUCCGAUCAUAUUUUGAAUGAAUGACAAAACAAUUCUGACAUUUUUACUCAUGAAGUGUCGUUUUGAAGCUGAAAAUUUGAUUGGAAGUCGCAUUUUUCAUAUGGUAAAAGUGAAAUUUGGGAUUUUCAGACAAAUUUUUCAGCUAGAAAAUGGCUUUUUUAUUAGAAAAUCAUGAAACCUAUUCUGAAAUAUCUGAUAAAAAUCUGAAAACUGGAACUUUCAAACAAAUAGUUUGUCUGAAAAUUCCAGCAUUUUCAGAUUUUUUAUUGGAAUUUCAGCGAAGAUGCGGAAGCUAUGCCCGAAUUUUUCAGAAAAUUGUCCAAAACAACCUAAUUUUUGCAGAACCAAGUAUGGAAAUCUUCGCCUAUCAUUCUGGAUUAGCAAAAUGGGUCGAAAUUGGAAAUUCGGGAAUGUUCAGACCAGAAAUGUUGUUACCUAUGGGAUUACCUGAAGAUGUUAAUGUUGCUGGAUAUGGAUUGUCAUUGGAAAGGUUGGUUUGGUUUUUACCUGGAAAUCAUAAAAAUUCACAAUUUUCAGACCAACAAUGAUCAAAUAUGGAAUCAAUAACAUUCGAGAUUUGUUCGGCUCAAAAAUCGAUUUGGAAGUUGUCUACAACACUCCGAUUUGUCGGUUGGAAAAAUAAGAUUUUCCAGAUUUUCUUCCACCCAAAACUUCUAUUCUAUUCUAUCGCCCGGUUUUCUUAUUUGUUGUUUUUCAUUGUUUUUUUAUUUAUAUGCGAAUUGGUUAAUAAAUUUCCAUCUUUCGCCACAUUUUCACUGAUUUUUACUAGGUUUUUCAACCAUUUAUUACCUUAAGAGCUCUAAUUUCAGCCCUAAUUUAACCAAUUUUUGCAGGCACAUAAUGACAACACGAUUGGCUCGAUUGUGGCAACCGGGAAAUGGGCAAAGACGUGUAUUUUUGCCUGAUUUUUGGGUGGCUGUGGUGAAGGCGCCAAAUUUUGGAAGAGCGAAAUUGCCGAGAAAUUGUGUGAAAUUUGAGGUGAAUUUUGAGAAAAUUGCUGUUUUCGCGAUGAAAAUUUGACUGAAAAUCGUAUUUUUCAUAUGGUAAAAGUGAAAUUUGGGAUUUUCAGAUCGAAAAUGGCACCCAAAUUUUGAAAUUUUCUGGGAAAAUUGAAAGUUCAACAAAUUCCAUGUCAUAGGCAUCGAGUUUCUAGAACUUUUAAGAAAACUUGACAAUCUUACGUUCGCUAAAACGUUUUCAAUUAGCUUUUGUAGAAAUUUUUAAAUGACCAAUUAACACGUGGAAUUUCGCUUUUUGUUAUUUUCAAGCUGAAAACUUGGCUGAAAAUCGCAUUUUUGACCUGGAAAUGGUGAAAUUUGGGAUUUCCAGACAAAUUUUCAGAUUUAAAAUGGCUGGGAUGCGGAAGCUAUGCCCAAAAUUUGAAUAGUCCUAUUUAAACUGAAAACUUGGCUGAAAAACAUAUUUUUGACCUCUUCCAGUUUAAAAAUGUGAUUCUCUGUUAUUUUUUCAGCUAGGAAUUCAUUGAAGCAUUGCCCAUAUUAAAAGCUAACUUUUAACAUGAGCAAGACUUGAAAAAAAUCUUUGAAAUUGUCAUUUCCUUGGCUAAAAAUCCUUUUCCUGCAGACGAUUUUCAAAAAAAAAAACAAAAAAAAACUUUUGCCGGGGACGGGAUUCGAACCCGCGGUUGAUUACUCAAUGAAGACGGGGCUCUUCACGCCUUAACCACUCGGCCACCCCGGCACCGUUUCUGAAAAAUGCGAAUCUCAUAUUUAGCCUAACUUUCGAUCAUGUUUUGAAUGGAAAAACAAUUCUUACAUUUUUACUCAUGAGGUGUCAUUUUCGUGCUGAAAAUUUGAUUGGAAGUUGCAUUUUUGACCUGGAAAGGGUGAAAAUUGGGAUUUUUAGACAAUUUUUCAGAGCGAAAAUGGCUGGGAUGCGGAAGCUAUGCCCAAAUUUUGAAUAGUCAUUUUCAAGCUGAAAACUUGGCUGAAAAUCGCAUUUUUGACCUGGAAAUGGUGAAAUUUGGGAUUUCCAGACAAAUUUUCAGAUUGAAAAUGGCUGGGAUGCGGAAGCUAUGCCCAAAAUUUGAAUAGUAUUUAAACUGAAAACUUGGCUGAAAAUCAUAUUUUCGAUCUUUUCCAGUUUAAAAAUGCGAUUUUCAGUCAUUUUUCAGCUAGGAAUUAACUGAAACGCGAAAUAUCGUUUUUCCAGGUUGAUCCACGUAUGUCAAAACACGAUAUUCGAGAAUAUUUGACAAAAAUCUACAAUUUACCAGUUCGAGAUGUUCGAACCGAAGUGCAAAUGGGCGAUAUUUUAUGGAACACAAAAACCGAUUAUCAAUAUAAAAAAGCGAUGUGGAAGGAUGAGGACAAGAAAUUUGCAUAUGUUUUUAUGCCCAAAGGUGAGAGCUCUGAAAAUAGCUGAAAAUCGUCAUUUUCGCACUUGAAAUCUGGCUGAAAAUCGCAUUUUUGACCUGGAAAAGGUGAAAUAUGCGAUUUUCAAUCAAAUUUUCAGCCGAAAUUUUGAAUUUCUGUUCAGAAACUUGAAAUUUCUGCAGAUUUCGACUACGAAUUUCCGGAUAUGUUCAAAUCAAUUGAAGAAGAUCUGGAAUUGGCUCGAGCUCUCAAACAACAAAAAGAGCUUAGCGAUAAAAUCAAUGAGAAAUAUGCGAAUAGAAAUCGAUCGGAUAUUGGAACAUUUAUUGGAGCAUAA